This is a messenger RNA of Chlorella variabilis, 1161 nucleotides long. RefSeq lists its product as hypothetical. The transcript has 7 exons. NCBI's taxonomy places the organism in Eukaryota, Viridiplantae, Chlorophyta, Trebouxiophyceae, Chlorellales, Chlorellaceae. The record is from RefSeq and is a predicted model, not a curated record. Bases 1 to 1161 code for a protein of 386 amino acids.
AUGAGGCUCGGCCCCGCGCUGGUGGCUCUGCUCUCCGCGGGUGUCGCCGUCCUGGUGCUCAAGCCGGCCGGGCCAGCGCCCCGGUUUGAGCAGGUGGCUGAUGGACUGCUCACGCAGUGGUGGCAGCCCGUCCCGGGGCUGCUCUCCAUCCCCGUCUCGGUCUUCCUGGCAGGGCAGGACGGCAAGUGGGUGCUGAUCGAUGCCGGCGUGCCGGGCACGCCGCGGCAGCCUCUGGCGGAGCAGCUGGUGGGCGCGCUGCAAGCCGCCAUCCCCGCAGGGAACAAGCUGGCAGCCAUCCUGGUCUCACACCACCACCCGGACCACAUUGGCGCGCUGCCGCUGCUGCUGGCAGCUUACCCCGAUGCCUCGGUGGCGUUCCAUGAAAAGGAGCAGCCGUUUCUGGUUGGGGACGAGAACUUGGUGCAGCCAGGCAGCGUGGAGGCCCGAGUGCUGCGCUGGGCGGGCCUCCUAGGCACUGCGCCGGUGCCUGCUGACCGCGCCCACGCCUGGGAGGGCCCACUGGCCGACCUGCGAGACUUUGGUGUGGAUGACCUGCUCUAUGUGGCCACCCCUGGCCACUCCCGCGGCCACAUCAGCGUGCUGCACCACCCCUCGCGCACCCUGCUGGCGCUGGAUGGCGUGUCGUUCGUGCGCCCCUCGCUGCGCCUCAGCGGGCCGCAGGAUGCAGGCGACGCGCGGGUUGUCCGCACCCUGAAGCCCUGGCCCUCCCUGCCGGGCCUCACGCUGCGGGCAGAGCCAAUGGUCAUCUGCCAGAGAAGAGCGGGCUGCGACCGGGAUCGGGCCAUGAUAUCCCUGUGCCUGCUGGCCGACGCUAUGGAUUACGACCGGGUGCUUGCUUCCCACGACCUGGCAGCAGGGAACAGCGUCGGCGGCGGCUGGACGCAGGAUAAGAUGAUUGCCAUGGCAGCUACCCUGCCCGAGUGCAUGCGGGACAGCGGCCACACCGACAACCACGGGCAUCCGGAUCGGCAGCUGUUGGAUGGGGAGGAGGAGGAGGUUUUUUUUGAUGGGGCCGGCGACGAGGAGGCGGUUGGGAGCGAGUUUGGAGGCGGGGAAGAGGAGGAGCAGGAGACCGAGGCAGAUGACGAUGGUGUUGGUGCUGAUGGGCUUGCGGAGGAGGAGGGCGGUCCAUACGAGUGA